Agrilus planipennis (emerald ash borer) is the source of this 762-nucleotide messenger RNA. RefSeq names its product CD151 antigen. The transcript has 5 exons. NCBI's taxonomy places the organism in Eukaryota, Metazoa, Arthropoda, Insecta, Coleoptera, Buprestidae. Bases 47 to 760 code for a protein of 237 amino acids. The record is from RefSeq and is a predicted model, not a curated record. Gene Ontology annotation, cellular component: membrane.
AAAUAAUUUUUCUUUUUCCAGAGCUGUACUUUAGUAGGUACCUAGGAUGGCAUUUGGAAGCCGAAUGGAUGGUUGUGGAAAUUUUAUGAAAUAUGGAUUGUUUAUUAUUAAUCUCAUAAUUUUCAUUGGAGCUGUUGUGAUAGUGGGACUAACAAUUUGGACAAUUGUCGACAAAUCAUUCGCCAAUGAGCUACUUGGGACAAAUUUGUAUUCUGGAGCUAUUUAUGUGUUACUAAUUACAGGAAUUUUAAUAUCUCUUGUAUCCUGUUUUGGGUGUUUUGGGGCUAUUAAAGAAGUGAGAUGCAUGUUAAUGACGUAUUUCAUUGUGAUUUUCAUCGUUUUUGUAACAAUGCUACUUGGGGGGAUUCUGGGCUACGUUUUUCGUGAAAAAGUUGGGAUCACAAUGAGAAAUGCAAUGGUCAGUUCUAUUCCAUCAUAUGGUAGAGUAAAAAGUGUUACCAAUGCCUGGGACGAAACUCAACAUCGCCUUCAGUGUUGUGGGAUAUAUUCGUACAGGGAUUGGCAGAACAAUAUUCCCGACUCUUGCUGCAAAGAACCAGUUGAAGGAAAAAGGCAGAGAUGUCAAUUGAUGUUUGAACAACAAAAUUCAUUCACAUUAUACCAAAGAGGUUGCCUUAACGUUACUGUCGAUUUUGUUAAAGAUCAUGCAGCUGUCAUAGGUGGAGCGGGAAUUGGAGUUGCUUGCUUAAUGAUCGUGGGAAUGAUAUUUUCGAUAGCCCUAUUCAAAUUAAUAGAAUAGAC